AUAAAAAGGGCACUUAGAGCCUCAUACUCGUUCUUCCUGUUAUUUUCAGGUCGUUUAACAGUUACUCCCGGCCAUGCCCGAGCCCGCCAAGUCCGCCCCGGCCCCGAAGAAGGGCUCCAAGAAGGCGGUGACCAAGGCGCAGAAGAAGGACGGCAAGAAGCGCAAGCGCAGCCGCAAGGAGAGCUACUCGGUGUACGUGUACAAGGUGCUGAAGCAGGUGCACCCCGACACCGGCAUCUCGUCCAAGGCCAUGGGCAUCAUGAACUCGUUCGUCAACGACAUCUUCGAGCGCAUCGCGGGCGAGGCGUCCCGCCUGGCGCAUUACAACAAGCGCUCGACCAUCACGUCCCGGGAGAUCCAGACGGCCGUGCGCCUGCUGCUGCCCGGGGAGCUGGCCAAGCACGCCGUGUCCGAGGGCACCAAGGCCGUCACCAAGUACACCAGCGCCAAGUGAGCCCGCCUGCUGCAGAGCAAUCGAGGCUCACCUUUUCCGAUGUCACCAAAUCAGCCUCUUUGGGGGUUUCAAGAGUAAAGCAGAUGUGUGGUAUUAAAAAACAAAACCAAUUAACAAAAAGCACAAGGACAUUUUUUUCCAGACUUGAAUAAGGAUAAAAAGUUCCUAUCAACUCCUACAGAGUUGAACAUACAUGUAAGUAUUCCUAGGGGUCAAUGAAUAGGACUGCUCCAGCUUAAGACGACUUUAGAGGGCCCGAAAAGUGCAAAGAGCAUGGGUGGGGUAGACUGGAAAGACAGAGACCCCUCCCCCUGCAGAUGCACCAGAAUUCCCACUGAUAGAAGGAAGAAUAAAAUCAG
Zalophus californianus (California sea lion) is the source of this 813-nucleotide messenger RNA. RefSeq names its product histone H2B type 1-K. Lineage: Eukaryota; Metazoa; Chordata; Mammalia; Carnivora; Otariidae. The coding region runs from base 74 to 454 and encodes 126 amino acids. Gene Ontology annotation, molecular function: protein heterodimerization activity; structural constituent of chromatin; DNA binding. Gene Ontology annotation, cellular component: nucleosome. The transcript is spliced from 2 exons. The record is from RefSeq and is a predicted model, not a curated record.